CAAUUUAGCAGAAAUAGGAAGUUCGAAGAUUCUUCCUGAUAUUUUAUAAAUAAAAACAAAUCAAAGCUGCAAGUUUUCUGUUCUUUGAUUGCUAUUGAUUAUUUCUUUAUUUUAUAAAUUAUAAGAUGAUUGUCAUGCAAUUCCGUUUAAUAUCGAAACGAUUUCCUAAAUUUUUUUAUAAAUUACAUGCCAAUUCUCGGUGCCAAUGUUCGUACUUGUAUCGACACAUUUUUCAAAUAAAUUCCCGUUGUCUGCCGGUCUUGUUUGUCAAUCCAACAAAUACUUUGGCUCGUUUACAUUCACAAAUAGCAAAUAAAGAGGAACCAUCUAAAGAUAAUCAGAAUUCUUUAGAAGCUCCAUCUGUUGUUUUCAAAGAUGUCAGUUUUGAUCAACCUGUAUCCCAUGAAGCAUUGAUUUCUGCUCUUAAAAAAUAUAAUACGAUUGCUGAUCAAAUGAGUUGCUUAGUAGAUAUUUUUUCCCUUACUCCUGAAGACAUCCAACGACGAGAGGAAUUUUGUAAAACAGUCGAGCUAUUAUUUAAACCCUUUUUCAAUGAUUUUAAGAUUCAAAUGUUUGGUUCGACUGUUAAUUCUUUUGGUUUCAAAGGGUGUGAUUUAGAUCUGACUUUUGAAACAAAUGUCCAUUAUAAAGACAAGAGUUGUUAUUUAGAAAGACCAGAUCCUCCUUUAGUAUCAGAAGUUCUGAGUGGUAAAGUUUCAGUCCAAGAACUUUCUGAAUUACCACUGAGGGAACAACUAUUAUUUAUUCAUUCAGUUCUCUUAGAAUUUUACAAAGACUCUGAAGUUCCUGCAAAGUUUAUUAAUGCUCAUGUACCUCUUGUUAGGUUUUAUCAUGACAAAUACAACCUUAAAUGUGACCUCACUAUGAAAAAUAAAGUUGCUUUUGCAAAUACCAAACUCCUAUAUCUUUAUGCAAAGCUAGAUGAACGUGUAACUCCUCUUAUGAUGACUCUACGAUACUGGGCAAAACAUGUAGAAUUAAUUGGUAAAGGAUUGAUGUUUAACACUUACACUAUCUCUCUACUGGUUAUCUAUUUCUUACAAACUCGGAACCCGCCUAUACUUCCAAGUGCUGAGUUUAUUUUAUCCUUAUCAGAUAAGUUUGAUACAGAUGAUAUGAAAGACAGAAGUUUUCUAGAUUUGAUAGACAGCAUACCUCCUACCAAAAAUCAACAAAGCAUUGAUGACUUGUUAAAAGAGUUCUUUUUCUUUUACCUGUACUUUGAUUUUACUCGAGUUAUUUGCCCAAUGACGGCAACUGCUGUUCCCAGAGAUGACUUCUUUUCUAAAGAAGAAAACAAGCGUUUUCGUAUGAAUUCAAUAUGUAUUCAGGACCCACUGUGUCUUUCUCACAAUGUUGCAGAACUGGUUGAUUACAAACAUUGCAAAAAAUUUUUCACAGAGUUAAUUCAAGUCGGUAAACUAUUUCAAAAUUAUAAUGACUCUAUUUCAAAUCCACUUGACUUAAUUACAAUUUUAGAUAAACCAAAAGAAUAUUCAAUUCACAAAAUUAGCAAUGAAAAGACUGUCUCUUUUGAUCUACCUUUAGUUUCCAAUACUGACAUUAAACCGACUGAUGAAAAUGUUUUGUCAACUGCUCAAGAUAUACUCAAUAUUUUACAAAAAGUGCUACUAUUUGAUUGUCGCGUUCUUAGAAUGGAAGAAAUUAUCAGUUUAUUGAACAUGCAGGAUGCACUAGUUGCUCAGCAAAGAAGAGAAUGGUUAGAUAAGAUCCAGCUCAGAAUUUCCCGUGAUGAAGCUAUGCCACACUUAAAAAAUCGUCGGAAAAAAAAUACAUCUGAUACAAAAGAAGACAAUGUUUCUAAUAAAGAUUCCUUAUUGGACCAAUUUCAGAAAUUUAACUGUGACCAUAAAUUAGUUUUAUGUGCUGAAUGUAUAGUGUCAAAAAAUACCUGGCUUGGUCGAGGUCAUAUACACAUUGCUUCCUUACCAUCGAGUGAUCCAUUAGUUCAAGAAAAAUUAAUUUCAGAGAUUGUUGCAAAGCAAAAUGCUUUAAAUCUUACUGAACAAAAAAUCAAACCAUUUUUGUUUUUGUAUGAAUCUUAUAUUAGUCAUUUGAAUCCAGAUAAACUUAUGGUUAAUUUUAGACCCCUUCAAAGGAUGUCUUUUAAUCCUAUACUUGGAAUUUUCUUAAAAGAAUAUAUUAAUGUCUUGUUGAAAAAAUUGUCCUGAUUAGUUUUGUUCUUGUUUUCCAGUUUUAUUUAUGUAAAUAGAUAAUAAAUUUAAUUUUAUGGA
This is a messenger RNA of Parasteatoda tepidariorum (common house spider), 2276 nucleotides long. Its product is annotated as poly(A) RNA polymerase, mitochondrial. NCBI's taxonomy places the organism in Eukaryota, Metazoa, Arthropoda, Arachnida, Araneae, Theridiidae. The record is from RefSeq and is a predicted model, not a curated record. Gene Ontology annotation, biological process: RNA 3'-end processing. Gene Ontology annotation, molecular function: poly(A) RNA polymerase activity.